This is a messenger RNA of Homarus americanus (American lobster), 1133 nucleotides long. RefSeq names its product trypsin-1-like. The record is from RefSeq and is a predicted model, not a curated record. The transcript has 3 exons. Lineage: Eukaryota; Metazoa; Arthropoda; Malacostraca; Decapoda; Nephropidae. Gene Ontology annotation, molecular function: serine-type endopeptidase activity. The coding region runs from base 66 to 866 and encodes 266 amino acids. Gene Ontology annotation, biological process: proteolysis.
CCCUGAUAACUUUUCUCGAGGAGGCAUAUAAGAGGUAGCAUCUGGUCUUACCACCAGCAGCAGCCAUGAAGACUUUGGUGUUUUGCUUCCUGAUGACCACAGCUCUCGCGGCACCUCACAGGAAGCCCCGCUACCGUCCAUUCAUCAACAUGAUUGUGAGUGGAAACAAGACUACUCCAGGAGAGCUUCCCUACCAGCUCAGCUUCCAGGAUACUUCAUAUGGUUAUUCUUUUCACUUCUGUGGUGCCUCCAUCUACAAUGAGAACUAUGCCAUCAGCGCUGGUCACUGUGUCCAUGGGGAAGACUUGAACAAUCCAGAGUACCUUCAGGUUGUGGCUGGAAAGCAAAUACUCGACAAGGUUGAGGGAACUGAGCAGACAGUCAUACUCUCAAAGAUCAUCUUACACGAGAAUUUUGUUGGCUUUCCCAUCAAAAAUGACAUCUCCCUGUUGAAGUUGUCUCGACCACUCCUCAUGAAUGACUACGUGAAGCCCAUCGCUCUUCCUGAGGCUGGUCACACUGCUGCCGGUAACUGUAUUGUGUCUGGCUGGGGCGCCACUACUGAGGGAGGGACCCCAAUCAAAACUCUAAUGAAAGUGACUGUACCAAUCUUAAGUGAUGAAGAAUGCCAUAGUGUAUAUACCCAAAAUUUCUUUAAGGAUUCGAUGAUCUGUGCUGGUGAGCUAGAAGGUGGCAAGGACUCGUGCCAAGGGGACUCUGGUGGACCCUUGGCUUGCUCUGAAUCUGGCUACACCUACUUGGGGGGCAUUGUGUCCUGGGGGUACGGCUGUGCCUGCCCAGGCUACCCAGGUGUCUAUACUGAGGUGGCAUACUUUGUUGAAUGGAUAAAAGCCAAUUCUGUCUAAUCUUCAGGUUCUCACAAGAAUCUUAGGAAAAUGUACAAUGAAAGACAAAAGUCGUGUCGUGAAAUUUGGUGAAAACAUAUGUUUGUACAGUGAGGGAUUUCUGUACACUCCUUUCUUAAGUUCAAAAUAAACUUCAACACAACCUGAUCAGUGUAACAAGUGCCAUUUGCCAUUGUACUGCUGACUGAAGUUUUGUUAAUAGUAAUUUGCCUGGUUAAUAAAUCUGUAAUGAUAAAAAAGAUAGGAAAUAUAUAAACAGUCAUUUGA